Molecule: messenger RNA, 693 nt
Organism: Funneliformis mosseae
Lineage: Eukaryota; Fungi; Glomeromycota; Glomeromycetes; Glomerales; Glomeraceae
Source: the annotation of a GenBank genome assembly
AUGUUAAAAUUACCUUCGAUACAAGAGUGUUUAAAAAAUCUUCGAGAUUAUAAACCAAAGAAUGAUUAUUUUAACGCAAAAUAUGAAAAAAAAGCCGCAGUAUUGGUGCCAUUAAUUAUUAAUGAAGAAUUAGAAAUUUUAUUUACAUUACGUUCACCUAAUUUAUCAAGUCAUGCCGGAGAAAUCUCAUUACCGGGAGGUAAAGUUGAUAAUAUUGACGAAAAUUUAAUUGCCACUGCAUUUAGAGAAGCCGAGGAGGAGGUAGGAUUAAAGUCAGGUGACGCGGUAUAUUUAACACAUUUAGAGCCAUUUAUCUCAGCGAAUGUAUUAUUAGUCACACCGGUAGUGGCAUUGAUAACAAAUCCAACAUUUAGACCUAUACCAAAUCCAUCAGAAGUAUCGGAAUGUUUUACCGUUCCAUUAAGAGUAUUCAUAUCAAAAGAAUAUCAUGCGUCAUCUGAUGUUUCAUGGAGGAAUGCCUUAUAUAAAUCUCAUCGUUUUAAUUGGAAUAAAUGGAUUGUCAUUGGUUUAAGUGCAAAUAUGUGUAUUGAAGUAGCUAAGGUUGCUUUUAGUAUACAUAAUGUUGGUUGGGAAGAACUUGCCAAGGGUCAGCUUUCAAGGCAAGAAAGCGUUGAAAAAUUAUUAAAAGAUAUUGAAAACACUGAAAAACGAUCGAACAUUAGCAAAUUAUAA